UUAGAACACACAAAACUAGAAGGUUCCUUCUAGUUUUGUGUUAGAACAUUAUAUAUAACCUCACAAAUGUCACAAAUAUUUACAAUCUAAGAACAUAUUAAACAUAAAAUGGCAAGUAGAACAUUUCCAGAUUACUUCUACUCAAAGGAAUCACUACCUUUUAAUGUAACACCUUUAAAUGUCAAAAAUGGAACAUACUAUGCCUUAUCAAUCCACGAAGAUAGAAAAACACAAGAAAUACCCCAAAAUAACUAUUUACCACCAUACGAAGACAAUGAGGAAGGCAUGAUAGACUGCAUGGAGGUUGAAGACGCAUACGAAAUAGUGCAAACUAAAUCAGGCAAAUUUAUGACAUCUUUCUAUGUUCCCGGACCUAUGCAGGCGUUUAUAAUUGGCCCUAAAGGUAAACGAUUGAAAUCGCUAGAAGAAAAAUCGCGUUGUCAGAUUAAAAUACCGAAAAUUAACGAAAAAGGAGAUGUUAAAAUUAUGGGCAAUAAUGAACGUAGUGUGGCUUCGGCUAGAAAUCAAAUAUCCAUGAUUGUUUUGAAUAAGAGGGAAAAAAUGCCAGCUACGCAUUUUUUAAGUAUACCUGUGAUGAAUAGUGAGAUACAACAAAACUUUGAAAAAUUUAAAAAUGAGGUUUUAAAUUUACCACCAACUAGAGGUGUUAACGAAAGUAUAUUUCAAAAUCCUAAAAAAUUGCAUUUAACUAUAACCACCUUUUCCUUAUUAGAUGAAACUGAAAUAUCAGAAAUGAUACAAUCAUUGAAGGUUUGCCAAAACGACAUAAUUUACAAAUUAUUUCCAAAAAAUCAAAAAUAUAACAUAACAGUAAAAGGUCUGGAAAUCAUGAAUGAUGAUCCCUCAGAAGUCCAUGUACUUUAUGGAAAAGUUCAAUUAGAUGAAACACAGAAAUUCCAACAGCUAUCCAAUGAUAUAGUUCAUUACUUUUAUAGAAAAGGCCUCAUCAAAAAACAAUAUGAAAGUGUAAAACUACAUGUUACUUUAAUGAAUUCAAUUUUCAAUAAGGAAAAUGAAAAUUCCAAAAGAAAUACGUUUGAUGCCACUGAUAUUUUGAAAAAUUAUGAUAAUUAUUACUUUGGUAGGGCUGUUUUUGAUUCUGUACAACUUUCUGUUAGAUUUACAAGCUCUGAAAACGGAUUUUAUGAAUCUGCUUUUACAGUGCCUAUUUGAAAUUUUUCAUAAAAACUAAAAAUUGUUUGCUUUACAUCAAAAUAAAAACUAAACUUGAAUUUUCAAUUAAA
Molecule: messenger RNA, 1265 nt
Organism: Brassicogethes aeneus
Lineage: Eukaryota; Metazoa; Arthropoda; Insecta; Coleoptera; Nitidulidae
Source: the annotation of a GenBank genome assembly